AUGUACGACCGGGAGUAUUCAGUCCAGUCCACCGAGUUUGACAUCGUUGAGCAGGGCCACGUUUCAAUUCGACCUCCAACCGCGGGCAAGGCUUACUUGAGCAGUCCAGUACUGGGAGUUCAGAAUGUGGAGCUUAAGGUAGCACCUAGCUCGCAUCUGGUACUUGAUCUUCUUGACCUCAGCAAGUACAUGUGGCACGUGCGGUUCGGCAAAUCCAAGAAGUCGAGUUUCCUCACAUACUUCUUGCAUUACGAGUACGGGUUUCGUCAAAAGGCCCAGGGAAGCUCUUCAUUAGAAGAGAAACCCGACAAUCUCGUCUUUGCGACGGAUGAUGAGUGGAUGAUCGACGAGAACACAAUGGAGCUGAUCCGCAUCCGCGUGCACAGGAAGAUGAGGAAAGUCAAGUACGACCCAAAUAAUCGACGCACGCCCGUUCCGUUGGAGUUUCUGGUCACCGCUAGGAAAACGAUCAUGGAGUUUGCCAAGGUAUCGAGAGUAGAACUUCUGUUUCGGCUAAGUCUCGGGGAUCCUGCUCGUUCGAAGGAGCCACCGGAAGCUUCCCUCCUGGGAAGGCUCCCGAAGAUGACCCGGAUCUUCAUGAGUACGCUCCUUCGGAGCCAGGAGAACUUCUCCCAGAGCAAGAAGGAGGAUUGCGCUUUCAUUGCCUGGACACGAGGUGUCACCGGAGAGGUACCCACUGGCAGCAAAGAGGUUCGCCAGAACACCAUGCCGCCGACUCGUCUUUCCCUGCAAAAGGAUGAAAUCAAGGAGGCGGCCUUGAGGUCUACUGCCACAGAGGGUACCACUCCGUAUGCCUACGAGGCAGGGGCCUUAGACGACCUGAUUGCCCAGCUGCUCUGGCGACCACGCAUAUUGGAGAUCUGGUCUAUCUUUUCUUUCAUGGGCGACGGCGCGCCUGCGGCUGAUUUUGACUUCGACACAGAUUCUGUGUCUACUGCUGAUACUCAGAAUUCCAGCAUUGUCGACGAGCUUUGGUGCGUUCUUCAGCCGUCCAUUUUCUGCGAAGUGCUGACUUUUCUUGAACCAGCUGCGAUCUCAGCCCUGGCGGCCUCGUCUUUUGAAUAUUCUGAACAUUUGCUGCUAGCGCUUUUGUGGCUGGCUCUGCGGAUAGUCACCGACUUCCUGUGCUCGUCGGGCAUCAGCGCCGAGAUGUCUAACGGGCCGGGAUCGCCUGAGUCUGCGGGGGGAAUUUCGGCAUGCUCGCCCGAGCCCUUUGGUGACUACGACGGGUCUUGGGCUAAGCCUUCGAGCACUCCCUUGCCUGUGCUGGGUUCUGACUUGCUUAUUGACCCUUUGCCCCAUGCAUCUGGUUCUUCGGGCCAGCCUGUCUCGGACACUGAUUUCAGUCAUGGGCAGAGGAUGUCUUAUGAGAACUUUCUGGCUUCGGCUAUUAGUCGUGGUCUGGCAGAGGACUCGAUGACUAGGAGACCUCUUCGUGCCUUCGUCUCAGCCUGCGAUUUCGGCUCCCGCUUCGUCUUGGCACCCUUCAUCGCGACGAAUCUGAGAUCAGGACCCAACAGCUCCGCAAACUUAGGACGAGGAUAUCGUUGCCGCAGCUUUCGGGAUGCCUUUAUGGGGAAGAGCACGGGGACCUUGAUCAAGAGAGUCUCCUCGCUUUGGAGCUUCUGCUCCUUCCUCAAUGAUCGGGGAGUUCCUCCUUUGGAAUUCCGAGAGGAGCUCUUGUAUGAGUUUCUUAACAAGAUUCGGGAGGCGAACCGUGGGGUGUGGGCCUUAGAGCAGCUCGUGGUCGAGUCCUGCCCCAGCGUGGAUUCCUUGAUAGGAGGUCAGUCCUUCGCUGCCGACUUAUUGCGAGAGGACGAGCACCUUCGGCAGUUUGCCUAUGUCAUCUACGGAAGCUCUGCCGUCGGAGACGUCGACAACAUCACCAGCCACGGCCUCAAAGCUACACUUCUUUCUUGGAUAAGCAAGCUUGGAGGUUGGACGGAGCAGAAUCAGAAACUUAUGGGCCAUCACUUCGACAGGGAGUCACGCUCGGUUCUUAUCUACAGUCGAGACAGCUACACGCCCCUUGCCAUGCAGACUCGGCGUCUUCUUGACAGGAUUCUAGAUGGGACCUUCUCGCCUGAUAGGAGCCGGGCUCGACGCGUAAUGGAGCUGCUGGGGGAAGUCUCAGGUGCCGAGGACGAGAAAGAGCCAGGGGUCUACGCCCCUUCCGAGUCCGGGUCGGACCCCGACCUAGAGGGCAUCGAUCCUUCGACAGAUUUCGCUCCUCACGCGGGAGUGGGUUCCAUCGUGAUCCCUGAGGCCUUAUCGAACGUUCCUCGGGAGCACUUGUAUGUGCACAACAUUUCAGGUAUCAUGCACGCGAGCCUCGACUUGCGAAAACUUUUGUGUGGCCGGGCCCUGAAUGGUCAUUACUCCUGUGUGGUAGAUGUGGCUGCGCAGGAGGGUGAUCUGCAGGCAUGCAAACACUGCAGUGUAGUCUUUUCGAGAGACUGA
Molecule: messenger RNA, 2481 nt
Organism: Symbiodinium necroappetens
Lineage: Eukaryota; Dinophyceae; Suessiales; Symbiodiniaceae
Source: the annotation of a GenBank genome assembly